Molecule: messenger RNA, 5298 nt
Organism: Neopelma chrysocephalum (saffron-crested tyrant-manakin)
Lineage: Eukaryota; Metazoa; Chordata; Aves; Passeriformes; Pipridae
Gene: OTUD7B
Product: OTU deubiquitinase 7B
Exons: 11
Coding region: 73-2649 (858 amino acids)
Biological process (GO): protein K11-linked deubiquitination; protein K48-linked deubiquitination; protein K63-linked deubiquitination
Cellular component (GO): cytoplasm; nucleus
Molecular function (GO): DNA binding; K63-linked polyubiquitin modification-dependent protein binding; cysteine-type deubiquitinase activity
Source: RefSeq, a predicted model, not a curated record
AUUGAUGCCGAGGAGCCGAUCCGGCGCCGCCGACCCCGUCCGUGCGCGGCUCCAUGAGCCACGGCCUCGGCUAUGGACAUCGUCCUGUCGGAUUUUGUUCGCUCAACGGGGGCAGAGCCGGGGCUGGCCAGAGACCUCCUCGAAGGCAAGAACUGGGACCUGAGCGCGGCGCUGAGCGACUUCGAGCAGCUCCGGCAGGUGCACGCCGGGAAUUUGCCGCCUUCCUUCAACGAGGGCCGCGGCGCCCGACCCCCGGAGCCGCGGGAGGCGGCACGGCCGGGGCGGCCGCCCCUGCAGCGCCAGGAUGACGUCGUGCAAGAGAAGCGCCUGUCCCGAGGCAUCUCCCACGCCAGCUCCACCAUCGUGUCCCUGGCGCGUUCCCACGUCUCCAGCAACGGCGGCGGCAGCAGCGAGCACCUGCUGGAGAUGCCCAUCUGCACCUUCCAGCUGCCCGACCUCACCGUGUACUCCGAGGAAUUCCGCAGCUUCAUCGAGCGGGAUCUCAUCGAGCAGUCCAUGCUGGUGGCACUGGAGCAGGCUGGGCGCCUGAACUGGUGGGUGACGGUGGAUCCCAGUUGCCAGCGGCUGCUGCCCCUGGCCACCACCGGCGACGGGAACUGCCUUCUCCACGCUGCCUCCCUGGGAAUGUGGGGCUUCCACGACCGGGAUCUCAUGCUGCGGAAAUCCCUCUACACCCUGAUGGACAAGGGAGCGGAGCGGGAGGCGCUGAGGCGGAGGUGGCGCUGGCAGCAGACGCAGCAGAACAAGGAGUCUGGGCUGGUGUACACGGAGGAGGAGUGGCAGAAGGAGUGGAACGAGCUGAUCAAGUUGGCGUCCAGCGAGCCCCGCGUGCACUACGGCACCAACGGCGGCGGCUGCGGCGGGGUGGAGAGCUCAGAAGAGCCGGUGUAUGAGAGCCUGGAGGAGUUCCACGUCUUUGUCCUGGCCCACGUGCUGAAGAGACCCAUCGUGGUGGUGGCAGACACGAUGCUGCGGGACUCGGGGGGCGAAGCAUUUGCCCCGAUUCCCUUUGGAGGGAUCUAUCUGCCCCUGGAAGUCCCAGCCAACAAAUGCCACCGGUCUCCAUUGGUUCUGGCUUAUGACCAAGCCCAUUUUUCUGCCCUGGUCUCCAUGGAGCAGAAGGAAAACACAAAGGAUCAAGCCGUGAUCCCUCUGACGGACUCGGAGCACAAGCUGCUCCCGGUGCACUUCGCUGUGGAUCCCGGGAAGGAGUGGCAGUGGGGGAAGGACGACAGUGACAACGUCAAGCUGGCCAGUGUGACGCUGUCGCUGGAGGCCAAGCUGCACCUGCUGCACAGCUACAUGAAUGUGAGGUGGAUCACGUUGCCUUGUGACACGCAGGCACCUCUGGCCCAGCCGGAAUCCCCCACGGCCUCCGCGGGGGACGACGCUCGUUCGGCGGCAGAGUCGGGCGAGUCGGACAAGGAGUCGGUGUGCAGCAGCUCCGCCAGCAACGGGGGCGUGAGGGCAGGCAAGGACAGGGAGAAACCAAAGAAAGAGCGGGAAAAGGAGAAGGAAAAGGAUAAGAAACGGGCAGACUCGGUGGCCAACAAGCUGGGAAGCUUCGGCAAGACUCUGGGCAGCAAGCUAAAAAAGAACAUGGGGGGCUUGAUGCACGGCAAGGCCGUGAAGGGCGGCCUGAGCAACGGGCAGGGGGACACCCUGGAGAAGAAGAAGAAAGGGUCCCUGAAGGCACGGAAAGGCAGCAAAGAGGAGUGUUCCCCGGGAGACUUGGCAGCUCCCGUGGAGAAGGCGUGCCCGGGGAAAGCGGCCCCGGAGAAGGCGCCGGAUCCCUCCAAGUACAGCAGCGACGUGCGGCUGAGCCUGAGCAUCCUGCGCGCGGCCAUGCAGGGCGAGCGCAAGUUCAUCUUCGCCGGCCACCUCAAGACCAGCACCCGGCACCAGUUCCAGGAGGAGAUGAUCCAGAGGUACCUCCUGGACGCCGAGGAGCGCUUCCUGGCCGAGCAGAGGCAGAAGGAGGCGGAGAAGAAGGCGCUGGGCAGCGCUGCCCCGGCCAAGAAGCCGGAGGGGGAGGCGGGCGCCAACCGGGGCGAGGAGGCGAUGCCAGGCCCCGUGUUCCCCCAGCUGCCCCCCGCCUACCCCUCCCAGCCCCUGGAGCCGGCCCUGGGCGCUAAAAUAGCCGCUUUUCCCCCGGGCUAUUCCGGCGUUUUCACCUUCCCCAGGCCCUCCGUGGGCAGCGCGGAGGGGCCGCACCCCCCCGGGUGCCCCGAGGGCCGGAGGCAGCUGGCGGGGGGGCCCUGCGGGAGCCUCCCCCCCUACGCCACCCUGCCCCGGCACCACCAGGCCCGGCCCGGCCCCCCUGGCCCUGCCCACCCGGGCAGGUUCUCCCCCACGGACAUGGACAUCCAGCCCCCCUUCCCGCCGGAGUGCGAGGGCUCCAACUGCCUCCCCCCACACAGCAACGGCUGCCGGGAAUUCCUGGAGCAGGACAAGGGGGGAACGGCGGAUAAAACGAGGGGCCGAGCCCUCUACAACAUCCAGCAGACCAAGUGCAAACAGCCCAACUGCAGCUUUUAUGGACACCCGGAGACUGGGAAUUUCUGUUCCUGCUGUUACAAGGAGGAGCUGCGGCGCCGGGAGCGGGAGGCGCUGGUGCACAGGUUCUGACGCUCCCCCCCCACCCCCCGUGCGGAUCUGGGACCCCUGGAACACGGGGAAUGCAAUAAUAUAGAUCCAUUAUGGUUUUAUACACCCCCCCGCUCCCCUUCCCGGGAGCGGGCGAUCGUGGGAUUGGGCUGGUGGGAUGGAGGGGGCUGCAGGAGGGAGAGGGCAGGGGAAAACCAGCCCUCGCUUUCCCGGAGCCCCUGCGAGGGAGGAGGAGGAUUCCCAGGGAUGGCCUGGGACGGCGGGGGCUGCUCGGGUCGGAGCACAGGGUGAGGGGGGAGAAUUCCUCAAAAACUCAAUAAACCAGACCAAAGCUUUGGGAGCUGGGGGGGGAAUGAGGGGGGGGCAGCCCCCGCCGGGUCCUUCCCGUCGCCCCCGACCGCCCGGGACGGAGCGAAAACGCCCCGGUUGGAGCGUCACAAACCUUUUAAUGGAGUUUUUUAACACUGGUUUUAUUCUGUAUUUCUUCUUGCUGGUACUGAGCGACGGUCGGAGUUGGACACUGGUGGGGUGGGGUGGGUCGGACUCCCCCUGCCCGGCCCCGGGAUGGCUCCGAGCGCUGGGAGGGCGGGCUCGGGCUCUGCCCCUCCGUGGGCUCUGCUCUCCCCCACGGGCUCUUCCCCCGCCCCUGACGGGCUCAGCUCUGGUUUUAAAACGCUCUUUUUAAACACUUCCUGGGGCAGGGGGAGCUCCCAGCGCUCCAGGGGUUGGAGCUUUAUUUUUUCCGUGUGGAAGCCCCAACCCGCGGGAGAACCGAAGGUCGGAGUCUCCUGGCAGGAAUUCCCGCCGGCGUGGGGCAGAUCCCCCCAGGGCAGGAGGGGAUCAAUCCGGGGGGGUCGCAUAACUCCGUACUUGAGCACAGCUACUCUGUACUACCUCUGAUCCCGAUUAACUCGGCUCCGUUGUGCUGAGCCACCAACUGACCUUUAGGCUGCGGAAUUAAUCCAUAUUUUUGAUAACAGGGCUAAAAAGCGGAACAAUAAGGUAAAAUCCUCCCGUGACUAAUGUCCCACGGCAUUCCCAGCCCCAUCCCGGCCCCCCCCUCACCCCCCUGCCAGCUCCCAGGGUGGGAUUCACUUUAGCACUGCGAUGUUUGCACAGAAUUCCUUGGGUUUUUUGGUAACUGCAGCUCCCAAACCGGCCCCAAGUCCUGCACAGAGCGAGGUGCAGCGUUUCCCAUCACAUGGAAAUAAAACAGGAGUUCUACCCGUCAGCCCGAGCUUUACAACAUUCCCUUGUUUUUAUUUUGGGGUUUGUUUUUCCAGAAGGCACCAAACUAUGCAACCCCUUCUCCCGAGCUGCUCCUGCCUGUGGCCCUUCCUGGGAGAAGGGAUAGGGGAUGGGCUGGAGGAGCUGGAAGGGUGCUGAGCUCGAGGCUCACCUGACACCUUAUGCUCGGCCCUACAAAUGUUAACUUAGACCUAAAACCCCCCCGAAUUAAGGCCUUUCCUACACCUAAACCCCCCAGAUUAAGGCCUUUCCGAGUGGCAUCCCAACACUUUGAAUCCACCCAACAACCCUCCUUUGCCCACGAAUUUUCAAAUCCAAAUUUCAAAUGCCCCGGGGAUGGUUUGACUCCAGUUUUAAGUCGUUUCCCCUGGUUUUAUGAAAUCCCCGAGCGUGGCUGAAGCUGCGGGAUGCAGUCGGAGCUCCCGGGGGUCACUCCCUGGCUCCUCUGGCCUCGGAAUAAAUGCCAGAGAGUGCAGUUUUUCCCUCAAACUGCAGGAAUUCCGAUGGACUUUACCCCCAGGGCAGGGAUGUGCCACAGGCUCUGCCCCUGCUUGGUUCACCCUGGAUUUUGAGCCGAGAUGGUUUAAAACCAAACCAAACCUUCAACUAUUGUGUGGGCACCUGGGUUUAAGUUCCAGUUUCCCACAUUCAUUUUUCCCAAAAUCAGAGCAGCAGCUUUAUUUUGGGGUUGGGAAUAUCCUCCAGCUGUGCCAGGAGCUGCAGGAGCAGGGGUCCCCCAGGGCACAGGGGGGAAGGCGGGAGGUGACACUUCGCUGGUUCCUCAGGUUUUGGGAGAAUUUCUCUGCAAUUUGGUUAAAUCCAUCCCGAUGGAUGCUGGCUUUGGGUGGGGGUGGGAAGCGCCCGGACCCGCUCGCUGCUUUAUUGGGUUUGGGGGGGAGGGAGAGAGAGGGAAAAUGCAGAAAACCUGGAGGAAAAGCACCAAACCUGCCCCGGGGAGGGAUUUUUCCACGGGGAUGGGGACAGGGAGGCUGCAAUGUGACCCCAAGGUCAAACUAAGUGCACUUACUGGUGUGGUUGGCAUUCAAAUCGCUGCCAUCGGAUCCUGGUGGAAGAAAACUUUGUCUUUCAGGGUGUGUAAAACCCGUUCUUGGGAUUUUCUUUGAUUUUAUUAAAUGAGAUUCACCUUCGCCGCUCCCCGGCCCCCUCGGCAGGGGAGGUCGGGGCAGCUUUGGGUCUCACUAACGCCGAGUGACCUGAAUUAAUUCUGCAGUGGUUUAUUCACAAAAAAAAAAACAACAACAAAAAACCAACCUUUUUUUUAUUAUUAUUAUUAUUAUUAAUUCCGUAUUAAUUGGUGAUAUUUGGCCUCCUGGUGAGCAGGGCUGGAGCGGCGCGGUCGGGCUGUACCUGCGGCCUCGUUGUGCUGCCACGGACUCACUGACAAUAAAAACCUUCAGCUGA